AUGUGGAACCCCAUUGCUGUUCUUGGAGCUCUCCAGCUCCUCGUGGGAGCUUGUGCAGCCGCAACUCAUGAACUCAACUGGAAUGUGACCUGGGUCAUGGCCAACCCCGAUGGCCUGAAGGAGCGCAAGGUCGUCGGCAUCAACAACCAAUGGCCCCUCCCAACUCUCAAAGUCAACAAGGGUGAUCGAGUUGUUGUUCACAUGCACAAUGGACUGGGGGACAAGAGCACAUCUAUUCAUUGGCACGGAAUGUACCAGAAUACGACAAAUGAUAUGGAUGGUCCCUCCAUGAUUACCCAAUGUCCUGUCGCUCUCGGAUUAGCUACGACCUACAACUUCACUGUCAACCAGAACGGCACAUACUGGUAUCACUGUCACACUGACUAUUGUUAUCCCGACGGUUACCGCGCUCCUUUUAUCGUUCAUGAUAAUUCAUCUUAUUUCUACGAUGACUACGAUGACGAGAUGACGAUUACCAUGAGUGACUGGUACCACAAGCUCGCUGAAGACAUAAAGCCCACAUUCAUGUCUUUAUACAACUCUACAGGUGCUGAGCCCAUCCCACAAUCCUUCUUGUUCAACAACUCGAUCAGCCAGAGCUAUCCUGUUGAGCCUGGAAAGACAUAUCUCAUUCGUCUCCUCAAUAUCGCUGCAUUUGUUGCCCAGUAUUUUUGGAUCGAGGAUCACACAAUGCGAAUUGUUGAGAUUGAUGGUGUUUAUGUCGAUGAGGCUGAAGCGGACAAAUUGUAUAUUGCUGUCGCUCAGAGAUACUGA
Molecule: messenger RNA, 774 nt
Organism: Penicillium malachiteum
Lineage: Eukaryota; Fungi; Ascomycota; Eurotiomycetes; Eurotiales; Aspergillaceae
Product: Multicopper oxidase type 2
Exons: 1
Coding region: 1-774 (257 amino acids)
Biological process (GO): reductive iron assimilation; cellular response to iron ion starvation
Cellular component (GO): high-affinity iron permease complex
Molecular function (GO): ferroxidase activity; copper ion binding
Source: RefSeq, a predicted model, not a curated record